Physcomitrium patens is the source of this 2395-nucleotide messenger RNA. Its product is annotated as serine/threonine/tyrosine-protein kinase HT1. Gene Ontology annotation, molecular function: ATP binding; protein serine/threonine kinase activity. Gene Ontology annotation, biological process: protein phosphorylation. Lineage: Eukaryota; Viridiplantae; Streptophyta; Bryopsida; Funariales; Funariaceae. The record is from RefSeq and is a predicted model, not a curated record.
AAUAUGGAACCGUCACAAGUUUCUUUGAAGAAGCGAUUUACAGAUUUAUAGGAGAAGAGUGGCGGAAUUGGGCAAUGAUAUAUAUAUAUAUAUGUUUAUUGCAAUCUCGAAUCGUGUUCUCUUCGAAGCAAGGUUUUGACUCAGCAAAGGCCAGGCUCCCAACAAAAUUGCCACGAGGCUUACUGUUACUGUUAAUGGUGAAUGCCUGGUGUCAUUUCGGAUAAAAAAGGAGGUCGUCUUUGAGCAGCCCCUUCUCUCCUCGGAAGGUUGCGGGCGGCUUGUUGUAUAAGUACAUGACAUUCAACUGUUCCUGAAAUGUGGCAUUCGAGAAGUGAUGAAGGGUUGCGGCGCAAGCGGUUUUGGAUACAGAUGGUAACGAUGCUAUAGAACUUCUUACGGUGUGCAAGUGAGAGAUAGGCGAGGUAGCUCUUAGUUGUUGGCGGAACAAGGUUUUGGGCUUGGAAAGGAAGGUUGAGGAUUAUGGAGGAGUGCGAAGAUGGAGCGGGUGUUGGGGAUGAGAGUGAGAAGAUGAGUUGCGUGGUGUUCUUGUGACCGAUGUCCGUGUUGGAAAAAACUCUUGAGGGUUUCAUUUCUUCUUCUUUUCCGUUUUUCUUUUUCUAUCCCCCCCCCCCUGUUUUUUUGUUUUUUGUUUUGUUUUUCUUUUUUCUUUUUUCGUACCUGUUUGAGAAAACAACAUUCAAAAUUUUCGAUAUCGAUUGGGACGUAUGCAUGGCUCCACUUUGUACCGAGUGAUCAAGAAAUCGAAUUCAUUAUCAAAUUUUGCGAAAAGUGGUGUCGGUCAGGGUUUAACGUGGAACGAGGAAUUACAAUUGACAUCCUGACGCUUGAUUCUCACGAUGCCGAAGCCUCGGGAGAAAGUGACGCUUACAGAGCCAGUUCAUUCUGCGACAGGAUUUGGGAAAUUGCACGUCGGUGGCCGAGGAUUCCAUCCUAAGUUGCCAUUCUUCGGCCAUCACAAGACGAAGACUAUUCCACUGGGGGUUCAUUUCACUGGGGUUGAAAAGGCUCAAGAUGACCAUGCGCCGGAGAAGGAGAAAUCGCCGAAGUAUAGGUCCAGAUCGCUGGAGAGCAGUCCGGAUAAAGGGAGCUCAUCUGCAAGGAAGAAAACAGAUGAGCCCGCUGCGGGGAGUGGAAACCACCAUUGGUUGAGGAAACAGAAAAGUGCUGAACCAUCCUUGCCGAGGGUUAAUAGCAUGGAAGCUCGGCCAAGUUCCAAACACAAAAAGAAGAUUAAGUUCCCCGACAUUGUGAAAUCCGCGUCAUGGGCACACUUUGUCGAGGUCUCGCAACAAGAAGCGUCGCACCUGGAACUGGAAGUCCCUGAGGCAUAUAUUUGCGACAUGUCCUCAUUAUUCGUGGGUCAGAAAUUCGCCUCCGGCAAUCAUACCCGACUCUACCACGGUGUGUACAAGGAUCAAGAUGUCGCAGUGAAGAUUCUCAGGAUCGACAGCUGCGAGGACGCUGACACCGCCACCAAGUUGGAGCGCCAGUUCAUGCAGGAAGUGCACAAUCUGUCCCAACUUCAUCACCCAAAUAUUGUCACCUUCGUAGCUGCAUCAUGGAAACCUCCCGUGUGUGUUCUGAUCAUGGAGUACGUUCCAGGCGGCUCGCUGCGAGCUUUCCUGCACAAAAACGAAUCUGGGUCACUCCCGUAUAAAAUCGUCUUGUCCAUGGCACUGGAUGUGGCCCGGGGGAUGGAAUACUUGCAUUCGCAAGGGGUAGUCCACCGAGAUCUCAAGUCCGAGAACAUUGUCCUCACGGAGGAUCUGCAUCUCAAGUUGACAGACUUCGGUGUCGGAUGCUUGGAAACGGAGUGCGAUUCUAAGAAUGCCGAUACAGGCACGUACCGCUGGAUGGCUCCCGAGAUGAUCAGCCACAAGCAUUACUCCAAGAAGGUGGAUGUGUACAGCUUCGGAAUUGUGUUGUGGGAGCUUGUGACCGGGCUCGUCCCAUAUCCAGACAUGACUCCGGUGCAAGUUGCUUACGCGGUGGUGAAUAAGAACCUGAGGCCUCCUGUUGAUGAUGACUGUCCACCAGCACUUCGACAUUUGAUGGAGCAUUGCUGGUUCGCCAAUCCGGAACGACGACCCAACUUCUACCAAAUUGUACAAACUCUAGAAGACUUGGACAAUCCGUUGUCGGAGGAGGCUGAAGUGGGUUGAGAGGCUGCUGCAGCUGGCAAUUUUCGUGGUGGCGGUGGAAACCAUGAUCUUGUGCCAUUCUUUUGCAGGAUUAGAGUCUCCGUAGCAUGCUCAGUUUGUAGUUUUACAGAUUGUAUUUUUGCCAUUCUUUGCAAUAACACUGUUCUUUGAGGGAGCAUCAAAAGAAAUACAGAAGAAUUUUGACCGGUAAUACUUUGCCGUUUAGUUAUUCA